UUUCUUCCAGACAACCCAAUGCCUCUUGACUCCAUGACCAUCAACAGCAUCUCCUAGCUAAACCGAGUCAGAGCGUCGCCCGUCUACUCCUUGCCCAAUGCCCCCAUGCUGGCUGACUUGGAGGACACCAACAAUGAAGGAGGUAACGGGGGUCAGCCGGAGAAACCUCACUUGGACUCACGGAGCCUGGUGUUUGAGCUGGACCCGUGCAGAGGGAAUGGGAAAGUCUGCCUUGUGUACAAGAACACUAAGCCAGGUGUCACCCCGGAUUCUGAGAUCUGGCUUCUGGACUGAGCUCUCUACUGGCAUUUCCUCACCAAAACCUUCACCGCUUACUACCUGCUCCUGAUCACCCACCUGGGACUGCCACAUUGGCAGUAUGCCUUCACCAGCUAUGGCAUCAGCCCCCAGGCAAAGCAAAGGUUCAACAUGUACAAGCCCAUCACUGUCAACACCGAUCAGCUCUCUGAGGAGGCCGAAUCCUUCGUGAACAAGCUGGACCCAAACAAGGUCUUCCUGAUAUUGCACAGAAACCAGAAACCUUAAAGUCAUGACAACACAGCACCAACCUUUGUAAGUUUUUAGAUGUGGAAGUGGUGAAACAUGACGGGUACUUAGGUGUUAAACCCUUUCAUAAACCCACUGACUGUAACUCCUUACUUCACUACUCUUCUUUUCAUCCUAAGGAUCUUAAGGACAAUUGUUGAGGAUCAAGAGGAAUUCCUCACUGAAUAGUGAUUUUUUCACUGCGGCCAAAACACUUUCUAAUUCCCUGUCAGCUAGGGGGUACCCAGAGCGUGUCAUUUCUCAGGCAAGAAGCAGGUCUCUGGCUGAGGAACACCCUUCACUAUUUCUCCCCAUUCAUCGUACUCAGUCCAGGGAAUGCAUUACAGGCUCCUGAGAAUUCUCUAAUCAUUCUGAUUUGAUUAUCAGGAUCCUCAGGAAACACUGGCAUUCACUGAGGAACAUUCAAGGCUGUGCUGAUUUUCCUCUCAUUGGCCAUAAGAAAACCUUUCUCUGUCAAAGAUUUUUUUAGUUCAUACUGAUCUGAUACUGGUUCCCACACCCACCAGUUCCUCGGUGGUGGGUCAUUAUAGAUGCAGCAGAUAUUUGUCUUGCACUCUCACAUUACAGGCAAAAGAAAUUUAAGGUGCCAACUUGGGCUUUAGAUUCACCCUUCACAAUCUGAGCACUUGCCAAACCAGAGAUGGAGCGUCUCUAAUACAAUGUCCCUCUAACUUGUUUCAUAUUAGUUCCACUGUACGCUCUGUCAGCGCCUGUGUUGGGGAGCAUCGCUCCCAUAUUAGAAACAAAGUGAUGGAGGCUCCCAUGGUGGAUCACUUUGUGAAGCACAAUCCUGCUGACACAGACUUGCCUUAUACAGUUUUAUGGGUCAGCCAGAAGAAACCUGGGAUGAGGAGGGACUUUGUCAAACUGUUACAUCAGCAAGAAGCCAGGUUGAUUUUAAAUCCUAACACCCCAAAGGUUUAAACACUGAACUAGACCUAAAUUGUUUUGUGUAAUUCCAGGUUUGGGUUUGCAGUUGUAAAUGUUGCUGUUAUCUGUAUUGCUGGUGUUGUGUAUAUUAGGUGCUGUAUUUUUAAAUCUGGGAGAACAAUUGGCUGGACCUUGUUCCUCUGGACCUCUGCAUGCAUCUGUGGCCUCAAGCACUGGCAGGAGUUGGGAAGUUACUUGGCCAGCAGGGGCCUGGGCAACACUGGGUUGGUAACUAGACUGCUGGGCCUCUGGCUCAUCCCACUGCUGCCCCUCCUACUCUGUUGGAUCAAUUUUGUUCUUUUUUCCAAACACUGAGAAGACUACCAGCUCUGCCUUAUUAUUUUGGGCCACUGUUCGCAUCUCUGGCCUCACCAGCACUGGCAGGAUUUUGCCAGCAGGGGCCUCCUCUUCAUCCUGCUCUACUGGAUAAAUUUUGUUCUUUUUUCCAAACUCUGGGAAGACUACAGGCUCUACCAUAUUUUUUCGGGCCACUGUGCAGAUCUCUGGCCUCACCAAUGCUGGCAGCAUACUGCCUGCAGGGGCCUCAUCCUCGUAUGAUGGGUAGAUUUUGUUUUUUUUCUUCAGAAAAAAAGCCAUCCUGCAAGAAAGGACAUCAGAAGAGCAACUCAUCAAAAAGAACUCACCACAUAAGCUACAUUUUUAAUAUGUUAUGUCCCUAGUGUUGGUUUUGACCUUAUCAGAAGUAGUUUCUAGUAAAUGACUCUGCAAUUGUUGUUAUACAGCCUCGCGUCUUGCCUGCUGCUAUACCAACCCUGGCAAUAUUACCGGCUCUACUUUGUUAUUUUGGGCCACUGUUCGCAUCUCUGGCCCCACCAAUACUGGCAGCAUAUUCCCAGCAGGGGCCUCUUCUUCAUCCCACUUCACUGGAUCAAUUUUGUUCUUUUUUCCAAACUCUGGGAAGACUACCGGCUCUGCCUUAUUAUUUUGGGCCACUGUUCGCAUCUCUGGCCUCACCAGCACUGGCAGGAUAUUGCCAUCAGGGGCCUCCUCUUCAUCCUGCUCCACUGGAUAAAUUUUGUUCUUUUUUCCAAACUCUGGGAAGACUACCAGCUCUACCUUCUUAUUUUGGGCCACUGUUCGCAUCUCUGGCCUCACCAAUACUGGCAGCAUACUGCCUGCAGGGGCCUCAUCCUCGUAUGAUGGGUAGAUUUUGUUUUUUUUCUUCAGAAAAAAAGCCAUCCUGCAAGAAAGGACACCAGAAGAGCAACUCAGCAAAAAGAACUCACCAAAUAAGAUACAUUUAAUACAUAGUGUUGGUUUUGACCUUAUCAGAAGUAGUUUCUAGUAAACGACUCUGCAAUUGUUAUUAUACAGCCUUGAGUCUGGCCUGCUGCUGCACCAACCCUGGCAGGACUACGGGUUCUACUUUGUUAUUUUGGGCCACUCUUCGCAUCUCUGGCCUCACUAGCACUGGCAGGAUAUUGCCAGCAGGGGCCUCCUCUUCAUCCUGCUCCACUGGAUAAAUUUUGUUCUUUUUUCCAAACUCUGGGAAGACUACAGGCUCUACCAUAUUUUUUCGGGCCACUGUGCAGAUCUCUGGCCUCACCAAUGCUGGCAGCAUACUGCCUGCAGGGCCCUCAUCCUCAUAUGAUGGGUAGAUUUUGUUUUUUCUU
Podarcis raffonei (Aeolian wall lizard) is the source of this 3131-nucleotide messenger RNA. Its product is annotated as tubulin polyglutamylase complex subunit 2-like. NCBI's taxonomy places the organism in Eukaryota, Metazoa, Chordata, Lepidosauria, Squamata, Lacertidae. Gene Ontology annotation, biological process: protein polyglutamylation. The record is from RefSeq and is a predicted model, not a curated record.